Molecule: messenger RNA, 37093 nt
Organism: Porites lobata
Lineage: Eukaryota; Metazoa; Cnidaria; Anthozoa; Scleractinia; Poritidae
Source: the annotation of a GenBank genome assembly
AUGACGCUCAAGACGAUAUUGGCCUUGGUGGGUACAGAGUAACUAAUCGUGUAGUUGUUAACCUUCUCUUCUUCUCUUUCCUGCUUAUUUUCAAUGAAUUCCCAUUUUCUGAACAUUUUUGGUCAGCAUUCUUGACGCAGGUUUCCUUCUUAGUCUCUGUAAGUGUUGAAUUAGUAAUUUAUAGCUGUAGAGCUUAACAAAACCCGUUCUUUGGAAUACAGGAAUUGCUUUGGCAGAACUGAGUUACUCUCCAAACAGCUUAAUAGAUGUAUCUUGUCCAUCCACGUUCUUUAUAUAAUUCAUAACUUCAAACAUGUAGCUUUUAACACACCUAUUAUUUUACCAAAUCGAUUGGUAACACGAUUCAAGCUUUUCCGGAUCAAGAGCCCGAACAUUCACUUUAUCCUUACAGACUUCUUAAAGAGACAGUGUCUGCAAAUUUCAUUGUUGAAAUUAAAUCAGUUGAGAUCCCAAAGAGAUAAACGAAAGUCUUGCUAAAAGUUACUAGCCAAUGCAUGAAAACAGUUAUGGGGGAGAAACGUAGACUAAACCCUGAAAUAUGUUUUACCCACCUUCAUAAGAAUGCCAGUGCAUGAGUCACCUUCAUAAUUCUUGCAAGGUUGUAAAGAGAGGUAUAUAAUAUUUUCGGAAUUUACUUCCUGUACCGCCACAGAUGAAGUAAAACAAAAGAAAAAAAACCAUGAAACAAUAUACCAAACAGACAAAGAAGGCUUUUGUUUUACGUCAUCUGUGUCCAGUACACGACGUUUUGACCAAAUUUUCUUACUAUUUGCCCCUUUGGUCGCAAAAAAGGGAAAGGGUCUUUCUUUCUUUGUAACUAAACUAUCUGAACGUCAUGUUGUUGCACUACAGGUUCUGUGCAGUUUCCUUGCCAGCCUUCCACAUGCUGAGGGUAUAAGCUGUUAUUCAUGCCUCGAGUAUCCAGGCUCCAACCAAACAUGCAGCAACCCUGCUAUAAUUCAAUGCGGACCCUAUUACGACUCUUGUGUAGCUAUGAACUAUACAUCCAACAUAAUGGGGAUUCAUUAUUCAGCAGCCUUGAAAAACUGCUCGAUAUCUAACCAUCAGUGCAACUCAAGCUAUGUCUGUGGCCUAGUGAACAGCUCCAUAUCUCAAUCCGGUGGAACCCUACUCUCAUGCUCAUUUAACUGUUGCUAUGGAGAUCUGUGCAAUGGGCAAGGUGGAGGAGGUAUCUUAUAUCUCUUUUUUUUAAAAUCAUUUUUCGCAAUGUCAUGGUAUAAUAGCGGCAUACAAUGAAAAAAAAGGUACAUGAAAGAUAUGAUAUAACUGCCUAGUAUUCGGGCCGUGACCUUUUCACUACCGUAAAAUUCCGAAAAUAAGCCCCGGGACUUAUAUUUUUCAAAGGCCCUUUUUGAGGGGCUUAUUUUUGGGGGGAAUUAUGUACGGAGGGAAAUUUGCGUUUAAAAACCGAUUAAGCUAGUCUUAUUCUUGGUAGGAAAUUUACCGUUUUCUUUGUUUUGCUCUGUAUUUGAGGGCAAUUUCCAAGUACAAGCCCCCUGGGGGGCUUAUAUUUGGAGGGGCGAUUUAACGGAGGACUUUUUGCGUUACGAGUUUAGGGGACUUAUUUUCGGAAUUUUACGGUACUUUAAUUUGGUACACUUUCAUUGUUGCGUUUACGCGUGGGCAGGGUAAGGGUACUUUCUCAUAUGUCAGAGUUGAGAAAGCUUUUUUUUUGCGAUAUUGAGGUUAGGGUUAGGGAAAUUUAGGUUCCUGGCUUUGGCUAGUAAAAUAGGUACGUAAUAUAGCCUUAUCACUACUCACAAUCUCAUCAUUUCAAAUAUCCUCAAUAGAGACCUUUCAAGGGGUAUAAGCGACAGGCGUAGUAUAUCCCGAAUACAUCCCUAAGGAAGUUACCAACAACUGCAAAAUCAAAAUAACUUUACCUAAGGAUUUUACAAGUAUACGACAGUUAAUCUUAUUUAUUUACUAGGGAUUUAUUUUUUUAUUUAUUUACUCAGUUAUUUGUGUAUUUUCAAUCAUAUAGCCGAUGUAAACCCCUUACUUGAUUCGCACAACUUUAUUAAAACAACGGUUGUGGAAGUUAACAUUCUAUUUUGAGGCUUUUGCAUUCGUUUCUAUAAAUAUACAAAUAAAUGAAAUUUACUCUAAAUCUGAUUCAGUAUCUUAUAACUUGAGUAUUUCUCGUGCUUUAUAGGAAACGUAACUUUGCCUCCAUGGACAAACCCACCGCCGACAACUUAUCAUCCACCGUUCACUACUCAGAGCCCUUCAGGUGAAAGAUAUUUUGAUUUAUUAUAAGCUAUUAUAUAAGUACUGAGAUUUACUCACAGAAGACAAUGGUGAAAAAACGGUACUAUUCUUAGACACAGCCAAUCAGCGACGGUAAAUUUUACGCUAGUGAAACCACCUCACUUUAAGCUCGAAAACUGGCAAGCGCUUUUUCAUUUUCAAGAUGUUGAAAAGGUUUGGAAACGUCGGGAGCCGUGAGCCGGGAGCGGGAACGGAAGUCUGAGAACGAGUAGUCAGGGGUAGUCGAUAAAAAUCAAAAAUGACCGAUUAGGAUCAAGAAACCGGUAAGAUCGAUGAUAGAGAAGCGUCAAAACAGCACUUAACGUCGCUAUUUUACUUGAACUAUAUGCUCAUGAGGUGCUUGAAAUUAUGCCGAGGUCAGAUAAGCUUAACUUCAUGACAUUUUUCACCUAUGUUGUACUAAACCUGACAUGUCCGUUUUCUCAAGCCCAAAUUAAGACAUGUUGGCGAUGAGAUAAAAACGGUAAAUCUAAUAAUAGUAUAUCAACAAACCUAUGAUGAGAAGUCAGUGCAAAUUGUAUUAUUUGAAAAGAUAAGUUUCUAAAAUAUGGAUCAGGCUAUUACAUCAAUAAAAGGCACCUUUAACCAUAUUAACGUCUAAUGUGGCAGGAAUAUAAACCACACUUUGCUCUUAAAGAGUCAGUUGUUUGAAGCAAAUGGCUAUGCUGUGGUUCUAGUUUAUUAUAAACUUGGUUUAAAUUUUGUUUCCCUUUGUUUUGGGGUAUGGUAAAAUGAAUUUUAUGAUUAUGAGUUCAAAGCAAAAGGGAAUAAUUUAACUUCAAACUUAAGUGAACCACAACUGAGCUACAGUAUUAAGUGUUGCAAGUAUACAUGAGGGAAGUACUUUAGUUGGAAUCGAAGGUACUUUCUAAAGGUUGAAAUAUGGGAAGUAUAUCUCCUCCGUUUAGCCGUCUGGAUGCUUUUUUCCCCUAGGGGGACACCAUUAAUGUUUUUGCAGAGUGGAGCCCCGCAUCUCUUUAAUGAACAUUAUUUUAACUGUUGAGAAAAAUAGUUCAAGCUCAGUGAAAAAACUGAAUGUGGCAAUGACUUAAACCAGUUUGCAAGCUGUUUUAUUGGCUUGAUCCAGUAAUAUUACAGUGCACCUACCAUCUAGUAUCACACCAUCAAUAUCAGAGAGGUUGGCAGCUGAUAAGAAGGUGGUUGAUAAGCCUUCAAGCAAGCUGUCUGUAUUCACACAAGUGAUGGGUGGCAAAAGAUUGGAGUGCCAAUACGUUUUUCAGUAAAUACAACUGUAUUUGUAUAGUGGCCACAUUACACUUACUCAAUGCCUCAUGUAUAAUAACACUACAGGGCUUACUACCCAUUUUCCUUAACUUUUUUUCCACUCCUUGGGGCAAACUUCGGGGUCCUUAAAAAAAAAGGGGUAGGAAGCUUAAUUCAUUAAUUCACAGUAUCAAAGAAGUUAAAGAGAAGAAUCAGACUAGAGUUACAGCAACCCAGAAGAGGGGCCUUUAUACGAAGAGGCCCGCCCCAGGGUAAAACACCUUACCCUUUUGUAUACUAUUUUAGACAGAAAAGGUAGCCCUUUUUUAAACCCUCUGGUGUCAAAUAGUACCCCUUUCACAAGUAAGAAUGCUGCAUCCCUUUUAACUGCUGUAAGUACACCUCGAUACACCGUCUUUACAAUAUGAAUAAAUCGCUAAAACAGAUGACAGAUUUCCCUUUCACAUCCUUCAACCAUAAAAAACCCUUCCAUUUCAUGUACCUGAAGCCUAGAAAAGGUUCCCCUUUCGGGCAGAGCCUCUCUGGUUAGGCCAUUACAGUACCCACCCCCUCCCCAAAUCUUCCUCCUACCCUGGGAACAGCACUUGAUACAGUGAUAUUGUAUGGUGUAAAUUUUACGAAACGUUUCCUGCAUAUGAAGAAAUACGUUGAUUAUUGUCAAAAGCUUAAGGAAGGGAAGGGUUUUGGAUCUCAAUUCUUAGCGGAGGGGGAGGAGGUAACUGAGCAUUUGCAGUGAGUGAGAAUCAGUGCAUGCAAUGCCAUCCAAUGGUUUUAAUGCAGGAAAGGGUCGUGAGUUUUGUCUUUUGCAGAACUACAAAUGUCCGCCGAAUGACUCUGACGUUUAGUGAUUAGAGUUAGGAAACUGAGUGAAUCAGGUUCCAUUUUGGGUCAUACUGGCAAAUUGACCUGAAACAAUUGUUUCACAAAAUUAACUGAAAUUGUUUGAUUUUCAUGUAUCAGCAGUGAAACACUUCGAUUAAAAUCAUUAAAAUCUUGAAUUCUUGCAGAGUAGUAGAUCUAAUAACAGUAAAAGCAGAACCAGAUUGUUAAUUAAAAGUAGUUGUGGAAAUUUGGUGAUGAUAUGAUCAAUGAGAUUUUUCAAAGGAGUAAUCUCUGUCUAGGGAAAUAGGAGACGUCUGCACGCGGGAUACCUCGCUGCUUCUAUGUAUGUUAUCUAUAAGGAAAAGUCGUUCAUUCUUUUGUGGGCUAGACAGUAUACAUUCGCCUGAGUUCAAAAUAUGUGGCUGUGCAUUGCGAGUUUUCUCCCGACUCCAUAUUCUUUCAACUGCUGUUGGAUCAUAUUUUUUUUCCUACGCGUUUGUCUUUGUUGUUGUUGUUGUUGUUUCGAGGCGGGCGCACACCCCUGGAUAUGUUAAGUAAAACGCAAAAGGUGAAAAAUGUCGACAUGAAAUUAUUGCCUCCGCAUACUAUUUCAAGCACUUCAAGAGCAGAUAGUUCAAGUGAAAUAGCCACGCUUCUCUAUCAACGAUCUUAUCGGUUUCUUGAUCCUUAACGGGCCAUUUAGGAUUUUUGUGGGGCUUACCGCUGACUACUCGUUUCCAGACUUCCGCUCCCCGUUCUUCAUUUUAGUAACAUGCGGUUGGCAGAAUUCUCGAUAACUAUGCAUACCCUCGACUUCCUCUCGGGUUUGCAUAACUGUCUCGAAUUCUCCCAACCCCUCUCCCGUUUAUAUCAGGUUACAUAAACACGGAAAACGUUUUCGCAUAAAUGAUACGUAAGUGGAGAUCCCGCCUAUUAUUGCGUCUCUUUGCAUUUAAGAAAUUUGACGACUGGGUUCCAUUAUACUGAGAGAGUUACACCUCAUGGAGUUGAUAUGUUGCCCUAGUUUUCAUUUCUACGGAUGUAUCAUAUCUGAUCAUCAACUGAAUAUAAGUUUUCCUCGAAAAAUAUUAGAGUAAAAAAAGAGCAUAGAGGCAUAAGACGACAAUAUCUCUUUUUAUAUUUUGUUCGGAUAUUAUGCACUUGACUGUCAAAGCUAACAUAAAUAUCCUUUCUUAACAAUCGUGUUCGUUUCAAUGAGAUACCAUUUAAGCGAUUUAUAGAAUCCACUCACAAGUCGUUGUCUGUCAUCCGUGUUUUAAAUAACAGGGUGUGGAGCUGCUGUAAACAACACCCUCAAAAGUCCAGGAUAUCCUAGCAGAUAUCCAAAUAACAUGGAUUGCGUCUAUCGGGUACAUAUUCCUCACGGAAUGGCAAUGAGAAUCAACUUCAGUUCUUUUCUCCUGGAAUCUGGGUAAGGACUUGUUUUACAGAAAUUAAUAACCAGCUUUUUGCCACCGGAAAUCUUAAUCUGUAACAUUAUAAUGUUAUUAUAGUUUUCUUACAAGCCAGGUAGGUAUACCUCAGUCGAUUCUGGAGAUCGGUAAUCGUUUAGGAAACUAACAAGCUUAAAGCUAUUCAGACUAGGGGGAGUACUGGUUUUAUAGGGCCCUCAAAACUUUAAAGUUCAGGGGCACCCAACGAGGAUAUAUUUCAAAACCACUUAACAUAGCAUUGUUGAACGUAUUUUAGUCUUCAAACGAUAGAUACAGGCAUAUUUUUAUCCCCUAAAAACUUUUCAUCUGUUCGGAUUUCCUCGCUGAAAGUCUAGUGAUCCGAAAAUGAUAGGGAUAAAAACUUGCCUUCUCGAAAAUUUCAGCUAGGAAAAGGCUUCCGAAAAUUCUAGGUGGCCUUUUUUAGGGUCAAAAUCCUCUAAAAAUGGGUAAUUAUACCAUUUUGUAGAUGUUCGAAGCAAGAUGCUCCGAAAAUUCUAGAUCUCAAAUCGUCUUCCGAACAGAUAUUUUCCCGAAAAUUACCGUUGGGUGCUCCUGAAAGUAAAAUAACGUCAAAACCGUUUAAGCUUUGACCGCCAGUCAAGGCGAAUUUUCCUAAAACUUAUAUCAGAACAUUGUAAAGUGGUCGUAACGUUAACAUUAGGGAGCUUAAGAAACUACGACGACGACCACAACGACGACUUCAAAAAACAUAAUAGUUUCAGUGAUCAAAACAACAGCUCUGCAUGUGCAUCACGCUCUUUAGUACAUUUCUUUAACGUCCACUGCACGACUACGACGUGAAACCUCCUAAUAUGACGUUUUAUGCAAUGGGGGACUUGGACAUACGACGACGAAUUUUCCUUCCUCUUUUUGAUCCCUGAAUAAUAUCCUUAAGAAUUCAACUCCGGGAAAAGUCGCCUGCAUUUGACAUAUUAAGCGGGUCCAAAUAGAUGCGAUUAAGUUUGAAAGAACGCAAAUUCAUUUUUUAGCAACGUUUUCACUGCCGUCGUCGUCGUCGUCGUCGUCGUCGCUUAACGUCCCUAUUAACGUUCUCCACUUACCGUGGCAACCUAAUUUUAACAACCAUGUUUUUCAAAAUUUGCAUUUUUCUUAUGGGGCGUUUUAUUCUCAUUUUUCAUUAAUUAAAUAUUGUUAUUAUAGUACACUUAAUUUAUCAUUAUUCAAUCAAAUUUAUUAUAACUGUUAAUGUGAUCCAGACAUUUUAAGACCCUUAUUUGAAGGGGGAAAAAAAAGGAAAAGUUAAAAAAAAAUUAAAAAAUGAUCAAAUGGCAGAUGAUGGGUACAAUUUUCAAAAGUUUUCAUUUCUCUGGGAACUUUUUUUUUUUUACACAAAUAAUUAGCUUCUUAAGCAUCCUUUUAUACACAAAUUGAAUUUUACAUCACGAUUACCUUGAUUUAUACGAGUUUUAAGUAAGAAUUGACUAUAUUUCAAUAACAAUAUAACUUCUUCUUUAAAUGUUGUUCUAGAUUUGACUACCUGACAAUAAAAAACGAGAACAAUCAGAACUUUGGAAGAUACACUGGUGGACAGUCUGGACAAAUUGUUGACGUCACUGGACGUUAUGCCGUGUUCUCUUUUCAUUCUGACGGAAGUGUGGGAUACAGAGGGUUUCUGCUGAGAUUCUUUUUUUACAGUUAGUGCAUUUACAGCGCCUUUCUUCAAUUAUUAGCUCAACCAUUUAUAUGCAUUUUGUUUGUGUUGUUUGCUUAAAUGGAAUAAUAUUUAAAGCUAAAAGUAAAAUAAAAUAUAAUAUAACAUUAUUAUGCAUAGUUAUAGCUGACUUCGCUUUUUUCAUUCUAGAAACUGUUUAAGAUAAAUCGAAACUAGUGCAAAUAACAUCUAUAUCAAAAUAGAGUAGAUAAAACCUGGUUUAGAAAAAAACGGGUGUCAUACAAGAAGGAACUGUUUUGUCUUCAAUUGUGUUCAAUUUAUAUGAUUUUUAUGAAGGGCUGGAAGAGUGCAUGCUUGUGAUAAGUUUAAAUGUUCAUAUAUAUAUAUAUAUAUAUAUAUAUAUAUAUAUAUAUAUAUUCUCCAAAAGGCCAAUAGAAAUCACGUGACCAGUAACCAUGGAAGCAAUCAAGCCAUAACUUAUCAUAAUUAAACACAUUAUUUCUUGUUGACAUUUUUGCGAGAAAUAUCUUAUAGAGAAAGAAAGUUAUAGCCUCAAGAGUUCAGCAAUUUCUGUACUCAUCCGAAAUAUGUCCCCACCAAAUACAAAUGUAGGUUCUUUGAAUCUGGCCAUUAGCGUUUCACAAAACCACCAUGCUGUAGACCUAUGGACGCACUGGGAGAAGACAAACAAAGACCUCACAUCAUAUAAAAUGAUAAUUCCCUUUGUAUUCUAUUUCUCAUUGCGUCUUUUGCUCUUCGGAUGGCGUUUCUGUUUUUUUUAUUAUUACUAUUAUUAUUUUAUUUUUUUUUUUUUACACCCAGGGCCCGUCAGCUAAUGAAAAUAAGCAUGAAAGUAACUUUCAGCACAAGAGGAUUCAGAUCAAAUUAUUAGCAAUUAUUGGAGGUGGUUGAGCAAAAUAAUUGAUCUGCGAGACACUGACAAGUCACGAUAUUUUGCGAUAACCGAGUUCAAUAAUUGUUUUAUCAUUCGAUCACCGAGUUUGUGUUUUUAAUGAAUAUCCUCGGUAAGCGAAGCUAUCUGCCAUUUCCACGCAAGAGCGAUCGCAAGAAGGAGAAAAGCAUGGUUUCCUUUACGCAUGUGCAGAAGAGAUUAUUUGCAGCCAAACACAGUUGGACGGCAUUGCACAUGAGCACACCAUUAUUUGUAGGCAGUUAUUUGCAGGUCACGUGGUGGGCUCUCGCCCAAUGAAAAGGAAGAAACAUUUGCAUCGAAUGAUAAUUAAAAAUGUUGCCUCAAUCGUUGAUGUUUCUAUUGAAGAUAGCGACAUCUCCAUAUCCCACAGAAUGAAAUUAAAGUGAAAAUGCGUUCCUCUCAUAAUUGUUAAGUUUACUUGUCGUUGUGUCAGGGAUGCUCUUUACAAAGCAAAGUCGAGGUUAAGGAAUUUGACAAUCGAAGACAUUGGCUAAUGGGCAGCCAAGGUGAUAACAAGAUUUUUAUUCACGAAAGUCUUACUCCAGCAAGAACGGAGCUAUUUUACAAAUAUAAUGAGUUAAAGAAGAAAUGCAAACUUCGAUAUAUCUGGUCUUUCUAUGGGAACAUUUUUCUUCGUAAGAAUGAUACCAGCGCCCCAUUUAAAGUCUGUGCCGAGAAAGAUCAGGCAAAAUGGUCACUAAUGAUAUUCUCAUCCAAUUGUAUUACUCCUUAGCGUACCCUUUCCUAACUUAUGGCUUAAUUGUCUGAGGUAAUACUUAUGGUACAACUCUAAAACCUGUUGUGGGCAGUGCCAAUAAUUACAUAUUCUCGUCGUGAUGUUCAUUCUAGUCCACUGUUUUCACAGCUAGGUUUAAUGAAGCUUAAGGAUCUUGUGACUAUUCAUACUGCCCUUUUUAUGUUUCAAUUCCAUCACAAUCUACUACCUAAGGCUUUUAACAACUUAUUUUUACUUGUAUCAUCUAAGCAUGGGUAUAGUACUAGGCUAGCGUCAAAGUCAACUUAUUAUAUUGAUCAGGUCAGAACUAAUCACAUAAAUUUAAUAUUCACUUCUCUGGUCCUUCUGUUUGGAAUAAUCUGGAUGGAAAUUUAAAAAGCAGUUCUUUGACACUAUUGAAGCAAACGAGAAGGCAGAUAUUUUAUCAACUUACUCUUGAUGCUGGCCAGUGUGGAAUAACGUACCCUUAUUAAUGUAAACUUAAUAAUUCUCUGGUACCGAUUUUGUUUGCGCUUUUGUUUGUUUUUCUUUUAUGUUGUUCUAUUUUAUCUUAAUUAAAUUAAUUAAUUAACUUAUUUUUAUCACACUUUUUUUUUAUCACACUAUCUCCUAAAUUUAUGAUAUUCAUCCUUUUUAUUAUCGUGUGUUGCAGCCCUAUAAAUUUUUGCCAUUCUGAGUAGUUUUUUGCUUCAUCUAUUUUAAUUUAUGUUUUUCUUGUAAAUUUUUUAUUAAGGUUGAAAAAAUAAAAUGGUUAGUUGUUGUUAUUGUUGUUGUUGUUGUUGUUAUUAUUGUUGUAUUGCAUUAACCCCUGAUCAUUUUUUUUUCUGCUUUCCCACAGGAAAUGCCACAAACCCACCGCCAACUACAUAUUAUCCACCGCUGACAACCCAGAACCCGUCAGGUAAUGAAAAUAAGCAUGAAAAUAACUAAUGCGGCCCUACAUUGAAAGCAGUUACUUGACUUUCAAAACUAAGCAUCCCUUUUUAGAAACAAUAGUGUUCGUUUUUAUUGAGAUAAUAUUAACUGAUUUGUAGAAUCCACUCACAAGUCGUUGUCUGUCAUCCGUGUUUUAAAUAACAGGGUGUGGAGCUGCUGUAAACAACACCCUCAAAAGUCCAGGAUAUCCCAGCAGAUAUCCAAAUAACAUGGAUUGCGUCUAUCGAGUACAAAUUCCUCACGGAAUGGCAAUGAGAAUCAACUUCAGUUAUUUUGACCUGGAAUCUGGGUAAGGACUUGUUUUACAGAAAUUAAUAACGACCUUUUUGACACCGGAAAUCUUCAUCAAUAUCAGUUAGGAAACUAACAAGCUUAAAGCUAUUCAGACUAGGGGGAGUACUGGUUUUAUAGGGCCCUCAAAACUUUAAAGUUGAAUAACUUCAAAACCGUUUAAGCUUAUAUGAGAACAUUAUAAAGUCAUCGUAACGUUAACAUUAGGGAGCUUAAGCAACUACGACGACGACCAUAACGACGACUUCAAAAAAGGCAAUAGGUUUAAUGAUCAAAACAUCAGCUCUGCACGUGCAUCACGCUUUUUAGUACAUUUCUUUGACGUCCACUGCACGACUUCGACGUGAAACCUCCUAAUUUGACGUUUUAUGCAAUGGGGGACUUGGACAUACGACGACGAAUUUUCCUUCCUCUUUUUGAUCCCUGAAUAAAAUCCUUAAGAAUUCAACUCCGGGAAAAGUCGCCUGCAUUUGACAUAUUAAGCGGGUCCAAAUAGAUGCGAUUAAGUUCGAAAGAACGCAAAUUCAUUUUUUAGCAACGUUUUCACUACCGUCGUCGUCGUCGUCGUCGUCGUCGCUUAAUGUCCCUAUUAACGUUCUCCACUUACCGUGGCAACCUAAUGUUUUUCAAAAUUUGCAUUUUUCUUAUGAGGCGUUUUAUUCCCAUUUUUCAUUAAUUAAAUAUUGUUAUUAUAGUACACUUAAUUUAUCAUUAUUCAAUCAAAUUUAUUAUAACUGUUAAUGUGAUCCAGACAUUUUAAGGUCCUUAUUUGAGGGGGGGGGGAAAGGAAAAAUUUAAAAAAAUUAAAAAAUGAUCAAAUGGCAGAUGAUGGGUACAAUUUUCAAAAGUUUUCAUUUCUCUGGGAACUUUUUUUUUUUUACACAAAUAAUUAGCUUCUUAAGCAUCCUUUUAUACACAAAUUGAAUUUUACAUCACGAUUACCUAGAUUUAUACGAGUUUUAAGUAAGAAUUGACUAUAUUUCAAUAACAAUAUAACUUCUUCUUUAAAUGUUGUUCUAGAUUUGACUACCUGACAAUAAAAAACGAGAACAAUCAGAGCUUUGGAAGAUACACUGGUGGACAGUCUGGACAAAUUGUUGACGUCACUGGACGUUAUGCCGUGUUGUCUUUUCAUUCUGACGGAAGUGUGGGAUACAGAGGGUUUCUGCUGAGAUUCCUUUUUUACAGUGAGUGCAUUUACAACACCUUUCUUCAAUUAUUAGUUCAACCAUUUAUAUGCAUUUUGUUUGUGUUGUUUGCUUAAACGGAAUAAUAUGUAAAGCUAAAAGUAAAAUAAAAUAUAAUAUAACAUUAUUAUACAUAGUUAUAGAUGACUUCGCUUUUUUCAUUCUAGAAAGUAUUUAAGAUAAGUCGGAACUAGUGCAAAUAACAUCUAUAUCAAAAUAGAGUAGAUAAAACCUGGUCUAGAAAAAAACGGGUGUCAUACAGAAAGGCACUGUUUUGUCUUCAAUUGUGUUCAAUUUAUAUGAUUUUUAUGAAGGGCUGGAAGAGUGCAUGCUUGUGAUAAGUUUAAAUGUUCAUAUAUAUAUAUAUAUAUAUAUAUAUUCUCUAAAAGGCCAAUAGAAAUCACGUGACCAGUAACCAUGGAAGCAAUCAAGCCAUAACUUAUCAUAAUUAAACACAUUAUUUCUUGUUGACAUUUUUGCGAGAAAUAUCUUAUAGGGAAAGAAAGUUAUAGCCUCAAGAGUUCAGCAAUUUCUGUACUCAUCCGAAAUACGUCCCCACCAAAUACAAAUCUAGGUUCUUUGAAUCUGGCCAUUAGCGUUUCACAAAACCACCAUGCUGUAGACCUAUGGACGCACUGGGAGAAGACAAACAAAGACCUCACAUCAUAUAAAAUGAUAAUUCCCUUUGUAUUCUAUUUCCCAUUGCGUCUUUUGCUCUUCGGAUGGCGUUUCUGUUUUUUUUAUUAUUACUAUUAUUAUUUUAUUUUUUUUUUUUUACACCCAGGGCCCGUCAGCUAAUGAAAAUAAGCAUGAAAGUAACUUUCAGCACAAGAGGAUUCAGAUCAAAUUAUUAGCAAUUAUUGGAGGUGGUUGAGCAAAAUAAUUGAUCUGCGAGACACUGACAAGUCACGAUAUUUUGCGAUAACCGAGUUCAAUAAUUGUUUUAUCAUUCGAUCACCGAGUUUGUGUUUUUAAUGAAUAUCCUCGGUAAGCGAAGCUAUCUGCCAUUUUCACGCAAGAGCGAUCGCAAGAAGGAGAAAAGCAUGGUUUCCUUUACGCAUGUGCAGAAGAGAUUAUUUGCAGCCAAACACAGUUGGACGGCAUUGCACAUGAGCACACCAUUAUUUGUAGGCAGUUAUUUGCAGGUCACGUGGUGGGCUCUCGCCCAAUGAAAAGGAAGAAACAUUUGCAUCGAAUGAUAAUUAAAAAUGUUGCCUCAAUCGUUGAUGUUUCUAUUGAAGAUAGCGACAUCUCCAUAUCCCACAGAAUGAAAUUAAAGUGAAAAUGCGUUUCCUCCCAUAAUUGUCAAGUUUACUUGUCGUUGUGUCAGGGAUGCUCUUUACAAAGCAAAGUCGAGGUUAAGGAAUUUGACAAUCGAAGACAUUGGCUAAUGGGCAGCCAAGGUGAUAACAAGAUUUUUAUUCACGAAAGUCUUACUCCAGCAAGAACGGAGCUAUUUUACAAAUAUAAUGAGUUAAAGAAGAAAUGCAAACUUCGAUAUAUCUGGUCUUUCUAUGGGAACAUUUGUCUUCGUAAGAAUAAUACCAGCGCCCCAUUUAAAGUCUGUGCCGAGAAAGAUCAGGCAAAAUGGUCACUAAUGAUAUUCUCAUCCAAUUGUAUUACUCCUUAGCGUACCCAUUCCUAACUUAUGGCUUAAUUGUCUGAGGUAAUACUUAUGGUACAACUCUAAAACCUGUUGUAGGCAGUGCCAAUAAUUACAUAUUCUCAUCGUGAUGCUCAUUCUAGUCCACUGUUUUCACAGCUAGGUUUAAUGAAGCUUAAGGAUCUUGUGACUAUUCAUGCUGCCCUUUUUAUGUUUCAAUUCCAUCACAAUCUACUACCUAAGGCUUUUAACAACUUAUUUUUACUUGUAUCAUCUAAGCAUGGGUAUAGUACUAGGCUAGCGUCAAAGUCAACUUAUUAUAUUGAUCAGGUCAGAACUAAUCACAUAAAUUUAAUAUUCACUUCUCUGGUCCUUCUGUUUGGAAUAAUCUGGAUGGAAAUUUAAAAAGCAGUUCUUUGACACUAUUGAAGCAAACGAGAAGGCAGAUAUUUUAUCAACUUACUCUUGAUGCUGGCCAGUGUGGAAUAACGUACCCUUAUUAAUGUAAACUUAAUAAUUCUCUGGUACCGAUUUUGUUUGCGCUUUUGUUUGUUUUUCUUUUAUGUUGUUCUAUUUUAUCUUAAUUAAAUUAAUUAAUUAAUUAAUUAACUUAUUUUUAUCACACUUUUUUUUUUAUCACACUAUCUCCUAAAUUUAUGAUAUUCAUCCUUUUUAUUAUCGUGUGUUGCAGCCCUAUAAAUUUUUGCCAUUCUGAGUAGUUUUUUGCUUCAUCUAUUUUAAUUUAUGUUUUUCUUGUAAAUUUUUUAUUAAGGUUGAAAAAAUAAAAUGGUUAGUUGUUGUUGUUGUUGUUGUUGUUGUUGUUAUUAUUGUUGUAUUGCAUUAACCCCUGAUCAUUUUCUUUUCUGCUAUCCCACAGGAAAUGCCACAAACCCACCGCCAACUACAUAUCAUCCACCGCUGACAACCCAGAACCCGUCAGGUAAUGAAAAUAAGCAUGAAAAUAACUAAUGCGGCCCUACAUUGAGAGCAGUUACUUGACUUUCAAAACUAAGCAUCCUUUUUUAGAAACAAUAGUGUUCGUUUUUAUUGAGAUAAUAUUAACUGAUUUGUAGAAUCCACUCACAAGUCGUUGUCUGUCAUCCGUGUUUUAAAUAACAGGGUGUGGAGCUGCUGUAAACAACACCCUCAAAAGUCCAGGAUAUCCCAGCAGAUAUCCAAAUAACAUGGAUUGCGUCUAUCGAGUACAAAUUCCUCACGGAAUGGCAAUGAGAAUCAACUUCAGUUAUUUUCUCCUGGAAUCUGGGUAAGGACUUGUUUUACAGAAAUUAAUAACCAGCUUUUUGCCACCGGAAAUCUUAAUCUGUAAGACUAUAAUGUUAUUAUAGUUUUCUUACAAGCCAGGUAGGUAUACCUUAGUCGAUUCUGGAGAUCGGUAAUCGAUUAGGAAACUAACAAGCUUAAAGCUGUUCAGACUAGGGGGAGUACUGGUUUUAUAGGGCCCUCAAAACUUUAAAGUUGAAUAACUUCAAAACCGUUUAAGCUUUGACCGCCAGUCAUGGCGUAUUUUCCUAAAACUAAAAUGAGAACAUUGUAAAGUCGUCGUAACCUUAACAUUAGAGAGCUUAAGAAACUACGACGACGACCACAACGACGACUUCAAAAAACACAAAUAGCUUUAAUGAUCAAAACAACAGCUCUGCAGGUGCAUCACGCUUUUUAGUACAUUUCUUUAACGUCCACUGCACGACUACGACGUGAAACCUCCUAAUUUGACGUUUUAUGCAAUGGGGGACUUGGACAUAUACGACGACGAAUUUUCCUUCCUCUUUUUGAUCCCUGAAUAAAAUCCUUAAGAAUUCAACUCCGGGAAAAGUCGCCUGCAUUUGACAUAUUAAGCGGGUCCAAAUAGAUGCGAUUAAGUUUGAAAGAACGCAAAUUCAUUUUUUAGCAACGUUUUCACUACCGUCGUCGUCGUCGUCGCUUAACGUCCCUAUUAACGUUCUCCACUUACCGUGGCAACCUAAUUUUAACAACCACGUUUUUCAAAAUUUGCAUUUUUCUUAUGAGGCGUUUUAUUCCCAUUUUUCAUUGAUUAAAUAUUGUUAUUAUAGUACACUUAAUUUAUCAUUAUUCAAUCAAAUUUAUUAUAACUGUUAAUGUAAUCCAGACAUUUUAAGGCCCUUAUUUGAGGGGAAAAAAAGGAAAAAUUUAAAAAAAUUAAAAAAUCAUCAAAUGGCAGAUGAUGGGUACAAUUUUCAAAAGUUUUCAUUUCUCUGGGAUUUUUUUUUUUUUUUUUACAAAUAAUUAGCUUCUUAAGCAUUCUUUUAUACACAAAUUGAAUUUUACAUCACGAUUACCUAGAUUUAUACGAGUUUUAAGUAAGAAUUGACUAUAUUUCAAUAACAAAAUACCUUCUUCUUUAAAUGUUGUUCUAGAUUUGACUACCUGACAAUAAAAAACGAGAACAAUCAGAGCUUUGGAAGAUACACUGGUGGACAGUCUGGACAAAUUGUUGACGUCACUGGACGUUAUGCCGUGCUGUCUUUUCAUUCUGACGGAAGUGUGGGAUACAGAGGGUUUCUGCUGAGAUUCCUUUUUUACAGUAAGUGCAUUUACAACGCCUUUCUUCAAUUAUUAGUUCAACCAUUUAUAUGCAUUUUGUUUGUGUUGUUUGCUUAAAACGUAUAAUAUUUAAAGCUAAAAGUAAAAUAAAAUAAAAUAUAACAUUAUUAUGCAUAGUUAAAGCUGACUUCGCAUUUUUCACUCUAGAAAGUAUUUAAGACAAGUCUGAACUAGUGCAAAUAACAUCUAUAUCAAAAUAGAGUAGAUAAAACCUGGUCUAAAAAAAAAAAAACGGGUGUCAUACACAAAGGAAAUGUUAAUUGGUCUUCAAUUGUGUUCAAUUUAUGUGAUUUUUUAUGAAGGGCUGGAAUAGUGCAUGCUUGUGACAAGUCUAUAUGUAUAUAUAAAUAUACCUGGAGUUAUAAAAAUCGGGUUAGCAAACAUUUUGUAAUUUUUCUCAACUUCCCCUAUCCAAUAGCUUGUUUAAUGUGUUGUUUCCUUAUGUCGUUUUUUCUUUCUUUCUUUUUUUUUUUUUUUUUUUUUGCUUGUUGCUUGUUUUCUGGUGAGGGAUUUGUGUAGAAGUGAAUGUGUAGAAAGAAUUACUAUCUUACACCCCCCUCCCUAUUUUUUUCCUUACCCACAAUUCUUUGUUUAACACAACUGACAGUUAUUUGAAAUCAGUGCGCGCCUAAAGCUGGUUUCGGUGCCGUUUAGCAGUUAGUUUUAGAUAUUGGUCACCUUGAGUAAAGUUUCCCGGAGAGCAUCAAGUAACGCUCUGAGAUGGGACAAAGUUAUUUCGAUUCGCAGAGUCUGCAUCGUCCAAUAUCGUAUUUCAGUAAAAUCCAGCUAGUGGUCUAUUAUCAAUGCUGCGUUCUGAUUGGUUGAGCUACUACUAGGCUAUAUGUUAUAGCCCCCUAGUAGCGAAAAGCGUCUUUUGCUCUUCAGAUGGUUUUUUCUUUUUUUUUUUUUUUUUUUUUUACACCUGGAUGUCUAGCUGCAAAGGGUCUACUCCACUGGCCACAACAACGAUAAAAAACAAAAACAAAAAAAACAAAAAAAACAUACACACAGGUAGGGUGCAUGCAUCUGCCACUGUUCGUUUUUUUUUUUUUCUGCUAUUCCACAGGAAAUGCCACAAACCCACCGCCAACUACAUAUUAUCCACCGCUGACAACUCAGAACCCGUCAGGUAAUGAAAAUAAGCAUGAAAAUAACUAAUGCAGGACUUACGUUGAUAAUAGUUUUCCUAUAACUGAGGCAGUUAUCCUCUUCUUCUUACAUUUAUCAUCAUCAGUCAUCUUAAUUAUUUUUGUUAUUAUUAUUAUUAUUAUUAUUAUUAUUAUUGGUAAGUUUUAGAAAUUUUCAGGUUAAUCAGUGAGAUCGUCUUUAUGAGACGUUACGUCUUAUUAUUAUUAUUUUUUGUUUCGGUCCAGCCCUAAUUGCACAAAAAAAAAUGAUUUUCCUGUCUUCAUGUACCUAGGGCAACUAAACGGUCCUUCAUCCAUUUAUCCCAACUCGCACUGCUUCACCCACACUUAGAUUUAAGAAAAGUGAAGCUGCCUUGUAAACAUUGGCCUAGAAAAUGCCAGCGAUAUACAGAUGCAGCAACGGAUAAGGCCUAACGAGGCCUUCCCAAUUAUACCUAGUCACAAUAAGCACCAUAGACUGUGUUUAAGGCUGCUAUACAUAUAUAAACUGGAUUAGCCAGUGGGUAGCUAAAAGUGUCAACCCUAGAAUUAAAAUUUAAGAAAGGGAAAUUAAAGCUGAUGUCACAUUUUGUUUGCAUUUAAUGUCCUCCUCUGUCUGUGUUUAAUCCAAACUAUUCGGCCUUUUGAAAACUCAUGCAUCAAGAUAAAAAGAAGCUUGGGGUAGCACUUCGCUUUCAAUAUGGAACCUCUAUUAUAACUUUAUUUGGGCCCAGUCCUCACGUAUCCAGGUACUUUCUAUACCAAAUUACCCCCACCCCCACCCCCCGUUUCCCCCCCUCCCCCCCCAAAAAAUACGGCUCUACAGAUAGCCUAUCCGAAUCAUUGUCGCUCACUAAAACGAUGGAAAUGCGAUAGCAUCACUCACGGAGCAUGCACAGCGUUAGUAGUAUAUGAUGUAUGACAUCAUCGCGUGUUUAAAAACUUCCUUUUUCGUCCGUCCACAGUCAAUAUUUUUCUUUUCCUGUCUGAUAGGGUGUGGUGGUGUUGUUAACAACGUCCUCAAGAGUCCUAGAUAUCCCCUGAACUACCCAAACAACAUGGAUUGUAACUACUGGGUGCUUAUUCCACUCGGUUAUGUGCUGAACAUUUCCUUUAGCUCUUUUGUGCUGGAAAAUUCAUGGACCUGCAGGUAAAGACUAGUAUAAUUUGAAGUAUCGCCAUCAACAUUAGAAGAGACAGAAAAUAUUUUUAUGAUGAUAACCUGAUUUGUUGCAAGACAGGCUCGCACAACUUCGCUUUUCAACAGCCAUUUGCAAGAUGGCAUCAAUUUAAUACUACUACUAAUAAAACUCAUUUCGUUUUCCCUUUUAUAUUCAGUUGUGGUUAUUCCAAAGAGGCCUAUUUAACUCGUUUUGCAGCAAUGUUACAAAAUUUGUUGCUCGUUCUUGUUGCACGUUUUACCCUGGCUUUUAGCCUGCAGUGCAGGCGUUUUUUUCGGGCGCGCGAAUUUUUUUUGCUCGUGAAAGUGCCAUGUUGAAACUUCUCUCCCAAUCCUCCUCUGUCAUAAAAUCAAAGAUGGCGGCUACAACAAUACGAACAUGAACAAGCUUUCCUCCACCCAAAAUACGCGUGCACUGAGGUUACCUAUAGCUUUACGCGCUUAAUUUCACAUUAUAUCAGAUGGCUUUUGCGUGGGCACGAAAACCACAUUGGAUGGGGCUUCUGUUCAAAUAACAAUAAGAACGGUGAUUUCAGGGCGAUUUCUACACCGGAACAAAGCUGCGCCGCACUGAUCUCUGAAGUGGAGAGCAACAUAGCGGAAAGGUGUUCACUAUAUACAGCAUAUAGCUUUUCGUGACGGCACAAUAACCUAUCCGCUCUAGCGUGUACUUGUAUAUAGCCUCGGAUUUAAAACUGAUAACAGUCAAAAUAUAAAAUAUAUCAAGAAAUAGAUCUUUACAACAAUUAAAUAAAAAUGAACAGAAAACAACAAUGAAACAAGCAAAACAAACAACAACAACAACAACAACAAAUAUAACUAAACAAAUCAAUAAAAUUUUCAGUGCUUGUAAAUAAAGGCGCUUGGAGCCACCACCAUUCGAGAUUACUAGCUCCUAUUUGUAGUUGAUCGACACCAAACUUAAAAUUAAUGUUUUCUUUCGAAUGGUAUACAAAAAAAAAAAAACAAAAAAAAAAAACAAAAUUAGAUAAAGUUACUUUGUUUAUAUGUUUCGUUGCAAGCAUUCUUUCCUGCUUUCGCCUUUUCCGAAAAGACGACGACUGUUUUGAUUAUUUUUUUGCAGAUAUGACUACUUAAAGAUUACUAAUGAGCACAAUCAGACCGUUGCAAAGUACUGCGGAGUAAAAACUGGACGAAAUGUUUACGUCACUGGGCGCUUUGCUGUGAUAUCUUUUCACUCCGACGGAAGUGGUGCAUUUAGUGGAUAUCUGCUAAAUUUUUCAUAUAUCAGUGGGUAUAUUUUUUUAACGUUUACCUACUUUUAACCCGAAGUAAAGAGUAUUUUUAACGGUUUUGGAGCCUAAACGCGUAUACACUAUGGACUGGUAUGGAGUACAUAGUGUUGCUAACUCAAGACACUAUGACAGGACAUUUAUUUUUGGAGGUUGCUGUUCUGCUAGAGUAAAAUAGCUAUCAAUAAUCCACGGAUGUUAUUUUUUCUUGAGAAUUUUCUAAGAGACAAAAUAUGCCUCCUUUUGGUAUACGUUAGACUCUCUCUCGCCCAAUGAAAAGGAAGAAGCAUUUGCAUCGAAUGAUAAUUAAAAAUGUUGCCUCAAUCGUUGAUGUUUCUAUUGAAGAUAGCGACAUCUCCAUAUCCCACAGAAUGAAAUUAAAGUGAAAAUGCGUUUCCUCCCAUAAUUGUCAAGUUUACUUGUCGUUGUGUCAGGGAUGCUCUUUACAAAGCAAAGUCGAGGUUAAGGAAUUUGACAAUCGAAGACAUUGGCUAAUGGGCAGCCAAGGUGAUAACAAGAUUUUUAUUCACGAAAGUCUUACUCCAGCAAGAACGGAGCUAUUUUACAAAUAUAAUGAGUUAAAGAAGAAAUGCAAACUUCGAUAUAUCUGGUCUUUCUAUGGGAACAUUUGUCUUCGUAAGAAUAAUACCAGCGCCCCAUUUAAAGUCUGUGCCGAGAAAGAUCAGGCAAAAUGGUCACUAAUGAUAUUCUCAUCCAAUUGUAUUACUCCUUAGCGUACCCAUUCCUAACUUAUGGCUUAAUUGUCUGAGGUAAUACUUAUGGUACAACUCUAAAACCUGUUGUAGGCAGUGCCAAUAAUUACAUAUUCUCAUCGUGAUGCUCAUUCUAGUCCACUGUUUUCACAGCUAGGUUUAAUGAAGCUUAAGGAUCUUGUGACUAUUCAUACUGCCCUUUUUAUGUUUCAAUUCCAUCACAAUCUACUACCUAAGGCUUUUAACAACUUAUUUUUACUUGUAUCAUCUAAGCAUGGGUAUAGUACUAGGCUAGCGUCAAAGUCAACUUAUUAUAUUGAUCAGGUCAGAACUAAUCACAUAAAUUUAAUAUUCACUUCUCUGGUCCUUCUGUUCGGAAUAAUCUGGAUGGAAAUUUAAAAAGCAGUUCUUUGACACUAUUGAAGCAAACGAGAAGGCAGAUAUUUUAUCAACUUACUCUUGAUGCUGGCCAGUGUGGAAUAACGUACCCUUAUUAAUGUAAACUUAAUAAUUCUCUGGUACCGAUUUUGUUUGCGCUUUUGUUUGUUUUUCUUUUAUGUUGUUCUAUUUUAUCUUAAUUAAAUUAAUUAAUUAAUUAAUCAAUUAACUUAUUUUUAUCACACUUUUUUUUUAUCACACUAUCUCCUAAAUUUAUGAUAUUCAUCCUUUUUAUUAUCGUGUGUUGCAGCCCUAUAAAUUUUUGCCAUUCUGAGUAGUUUUUUGCUUCAUCUAUUUUAAUUUAUGUUUUUCUUGUAAAUUUUUUAUUAAGGUUGAAAAAAUAAAAUGGUUAGUUGUUGUUGUUGUUGUUGUUGUUGUUGUUGUUAUUAUUGUUGUAUUGCAUUAACCCCUGAUCAUUUUCUUUUCUGCUAUCCCACAGGAAAUGCCACAAACCCACCGCCAACUACAUAUCAUCCACCGCUGACAACCCAGAACCCGUCAGGUAAUGAAAAUAAGCAUGAAAAUAACUAAUGCGGCCCUACAUUGAGAGCAGUUACUUGACUUUCAAAACUAAGCAUCCUUUUUUAGAAACAAUAGUGUUCGUUUUUAUUGAGAUAAUAUUAACUGAUUUGUAGAAUCCACUCACAAGUCGUUGUCUGUCAUCCGUGUUUUAAAUAACAGGGUGUGGAGCUGCUGUAAACAACACCCUCAAAAGUCCAGGAUAUCCCAGCAGAUAUCCAAAUAACAUGGAUUGCGUCUAUCGGGUACAAAUUCCUCACGGAAUGGCAAUGAGAAUCAACUUCAGUUAUUUUCUCCUGGAAUCUGGGUAAGGACUUGUUUUACAGAAAUUAAUAACCAGCUUUUUGCCACCGGAAAUCUUAAUCUGUAAGGCUAUAAUGUUAUUAUAGUUUUCUUACAAGCCAGGUAGGUAUACCUUAGUCGAUUCUGGAGAUCGGUAAUCGAUUAGGAAACUAACAAGCUUAAAGCUGUUCAGACUAGGGGGAGUACUGGUUUUAAAGGGCCCUCAAAACUUUAAAGUUGAAUAACUUUAAAACCGUUUAAGCUUUGACCGCCAGUCAUGGCGUAUUUUCCUAAAACUAAAAUGAGAACAUUGUAAAGUCGUCGAAACCUUAACAUUAGAGAGCUUAAGAAACUACGACGAUGACCACAACGACGACUUCAAAAAACACAAAUAGCUUUAAUGAUAAAAAAAAAACAGCUCUGCACGUGCAUCACGCUUUUUAGUACAUUUCUUUAACGUCCACUGCACGACUACGACGUGAAACCUCCUAAUUUGACGUUUUAUGCAAUGGGGGACUUGGACAUACGACGACGAAUUUUCCUUCCUCUUUCUGAUCCCUGAAUAAAAUCCUUAAGAAUUCAACUCCGGGAAAAGUCGCCUGCAUUUGACAUAUUAAGCGGGUCCAAAUAGAUGCGAUUAAGUUUGAAAGAACGCAAAUUCAUUUUUUAGCAACGUUUUCACUACCGUCGUCGUCGUCGUCGCUUAACGUCCCUAUUAACGUUCUCCACUUACCGUGGCAACCUAAUUUUAACAACCACGUUUUUCAAAAUUUGCAUUUUUCUUAUGAUUUAUUCCCAUUCUUCAGUGAUUAAAUAUGAUUAUUAUAGUACACUUAAUUUAGCAUUAUUCAAUCAAAUUUAUUAUAACUGUUAUUUUAAGGUCCUUUUAUGAAGGGGGAAAAAAAGGAAAAAUUUAAAAAAUUUAAAAAAUGAUCAAAUGGCAGAUGAUAGGUAAAAUUUUCAAAAUUUUUCAUUUCUCUGUGAAUAUUUUUUUUUCACAAAUAAUUAGCUUCUUAAGCAUUUUUUUAGACACAAAUUGAAUUUUACAUCACGAUUGCCUUGAUUUAUACGAGUUCUAAGGAAAAUUGACUAUUCAAUAACAAUGUAACUUCUUUAAAUGUUGUUCUAGAUAUGACUACCUGAUGAUAAAGAACGAAAACAAUCAGAGCUUUGGAAGAUACACUGGUGGGCAGUCUGGACAAAUUGUUCACGUUACUGGACGUUAUGCCGUGUUGUCUUUUAAAUCUGACGGAAGUGUGGGAUAUAGAGGAUAUCUGCUGAGAUUCUUUUUUUACAGUUAGUGCAUUUACAACGCGUUUCUUCAAUUAUUAGUUCAACCAUUUACAUGCAUUUUGUUUGUGUUAUUUGCUUAAAAGGUAUAAUUUUUAAAGGUAAAACUAAAAUAAAAUAUAAUAUAACAUUAUUAUGCAUAGUUAAAACUGACUUCGCAUUUUUCACUCAAGAAACUGUGUAAGACACGUCUGAACUAGUGCCAAUAACAUCUAUAUCAAAAUAGAGUUGAUAAAACCUGGUCUAAAAAAAAAAAACGGGUGUCAUACACAAAGGAAAUGUUAAUUGGUCUUCAAUUGUGUUCAAUUUAUAUGAUUUUUUAUGAAGGGCUGGAAUAGUGCAUGCUUGUCUAUAGUCUAUAUGUAUAUAUAAAUAUACCUGGAGUUAUAAAAACCGGGUUAGCAAACAUUUUGUAAUUUUUCUCAACUUCCCCUAUCCAAUAGCUUGUUUAAUGUGUUGUUUCCUUAUGUCGUUUUUUCUUUCUUUCUUUCUUUCUUUUUUUUUUUUGCUUGUUGCUUGUUUUGUGGUGAGAAAUUUGUGUAGAAGUGAAUGUGUUGACAGAAUUACUAUCUUACCCCCCCCCCCCCCCUCUUUUUUUCCUUACCCACAAUUCUUUGAUUAACACAACUGACAGUUAUUUGAAAUCAGUGCGCGCCUAAAGCUGGUUUCGGUGCCGUUUAGCAGUUAGUUUUAGAUAUUGGUCACCUUGAGUAAAGUUUCCCGGAGAGCAUCAAGUAACGCUCUGAGAUGGGACAAAGUUAUUACGAUUCGCAGAGUCUGCAUCGUCCAAUAUCGUAUUUCAGUAAAAUCCAGCUAGUGGUCUAUUAUCAAUGCUGCGUUCUGAUUGGUUGAGCUACUACUAGGUUAUAUGUUAUAGCCCCCUAGAAGCGAAAAGCGUCUUUUGCUCUUCAGAUGGUGUUUUUUUUUUUUUACACCUGGAUGUCUAGCUGCAAAGGGUCUAUUCCACUGGCCACAACAACGAUAAAAAACAAAAACAAAACAAAAAAACAAAAAAACAUACACAAAGGUAGGGUGCAUGCAUCUGCCACUGUUUGUUUUUUUUUCUGCUAUUCUACAGGAAAUGCCACAAACCCACCGCCAACUACAUAUUAUCCACCGCUGACAACUCAGAACCCGUCAGGUAAUGAAAAUAAGCAUGAAAAUAACUAAUGCAGGACUUACGUUGAUAAUAGUUUCCCUAUAACUGAGGCAGUUAUCCUCUUCUUCUUACAUUUAUCAUCAUCAGUCAUCUUAAUUAUUUUUGUUAUCAUUAUUAUUAUUAUUAUUAUUAUUAUUAUUGGUAAGUUUUAGAAAUUUUCAGGUUAAUCAGUGAGAUCGUCUUUAUGAGACCUUAAGUUUUAUUAUUAUUAUUUUUUAUUUCGGUCCAGCCCUAAUUGUACAAAAGCAAAAAUGAUUUUCCUCUCUUCAUGUACCUAGGGCAACUAAACGGUCCUUCAUCCAUUUAUCCCAACUCGCACUGCCUCACCCACACUUAGAUUUAAGGAAAGUCAAGCUGCCUUGUAUACAUUGGCCUUGAAAAUGUCAGCGAUAUACAGAUGUAGCAAUGGAUAAGGGAUAACUAGGCCUCCCCAGUAAUACCUAGUCACAAUAAGCACCAUAGACUGUGUUUAAGGCUGCUAUACAUAUAUACACUGGAUUAACCAGUGGGUAGCUAAAAGUGUCAACCCUAGAAUUAAAAUUUAAGAAAGGGAAAUUAAAGCUGAUGUCACAUUUUGUUUGCAUUUAAUGUCCUCCUAUGUCUGUGUUUAAUCCAAACUAUUCUGCCUUUUGAAAACUCAUGUAUCAAGAUAAAAAGAAGCUUGGGGUAGCACUUCGCUUUCAAUAUGGAACCUCUAUUAUAACUUUAUUUGGGCCCAGUCCUCACGUAUCCAGGUACUUCCUAUACCAAAUUACCCCCCCCCCCCCCCCCCCCCCCCCCCCCCCAAAAAAAAUACGACUCUACAGAUAGCCUAUCCGAAUCAUUUUCGCUCACUAAAACGAUGGAAAUGCGAUAGCAUCACUCACGGAGCAUGCACAGCGUUAGUAGUAUAUGAUGUAUGACAUCAUCGCGUGUUUACAAACUUCCUUUUUCGUCCGUCCACAGUCAAUAUUUUUCUUUUCCUGUCUGAUAGGGUGUGGUGGUGUUGUUAACAACGUCCUCAAGAGUCCUAGAUAUCCCCUGAACUACCCAAACAACAUGGAUUGUAACUACUGGGUGCUUAUUCCACUCGGUUAUGUGCUGAACAUUUCCUUUAGCUCUUUUGUGCUGGAAAAUUCAUGGACCUGCAGGUAAAGACUAGUUUAAUUUGAAGUAUCGCCAUCAACAUUAGAAGAAACAGAAAAUAUUUUUAUGAUGAUAACCUGAUUUGUUGCAAGACAGGCUCGCACAACUUCGCUUUUCAACAGCCAUUUGCAAGAUGGCAUCAAUUUAAUACUACUACUAAUAAAACUCAUUUCGUUUUCCCUUUUAUAUUCAGUUGUGGUUAUUCCAAAGAGGCCUAUUUAACUCGUUUUGCAGCAAUGUUACAAAAUUUGUUGCUCGUUCUCGUUGCGCGUUUUACCCUGGCUUUUAGCCUGCAGUGCAGGCGUUUUUUUCGGGCGCGCGAAUUUUUUUUGCUCGUGAAAGUGCCAUGUUGAAACUUCUCUCCCAAUCCUCCUCUGUCAUAAAAUCAAAGAUGGCGGCUACAACAAUACGAACAUGAACAAGCUUUCCUCCACCCAAAAUACGCGUGCACUGAGGCUACCUAUAGCUUUACGCGCUUAAUUUCACAUUAUAUCAGAUGGCUUUUGCGUGGGCACGAAAACCACAUUGGAUGGGGCUUCUGUUCAAAUAACAAUAAGAACGGUGAUUUCAGGGCGAUUUCUACACCGGAACAAAGCUGCGCCGCACUGAUCUCUGAAGUGGAGAGCAACAUAGCGGAAAGGUGUUCACUAUAUACAGCAUAUAGCUUUUCGUGACGGCACAAUAACCUAUCCGCUCUAGCGUGUACUUGUAUAUAGCCUCGGAUUUAAAACUGAUAAUAGUCAAAAUAUAAAAUAUAUCAAGAAAUAGAUCUUUACAACAAUUAAAUAAAAAUGAACAGAAAACAACAAUAAAACAAGCAAAACAAACAACAACAACAACAACAAAUAUAACUAAACAAAUCAAUAAAAUUUUCAGUGCUUGUAAAUAAAGGCGCUUGGAGCCACCACCAUUCGAGAUUACUAGCUCCUAUUUGUAGUUGAUCGACACCAAACUUAAAAUUAAUGUUUUCUUCCGAAUGGUAUACAAAAAAAAAAAAAAAAAAAAAAAAAAACAAAAUUAGAUAAAGUUACUUUGUUUAUAUGUUUCGUUGCAAGCAUUCUUUCCUGCUUUCGCCUUUUCCGAAAAGACGACGACUGUUUUGAUUAUUUUUUUGCAGAUAUGACUACUUAAAGAUUACUAAUGAGCACAAUCAGACCGUUGCAAAGUACUGCGGAGUAAAAACUGGACGAAAUGUUUACGUCACUGGGCGCUUUGCUGUGAUAUCUUUUCACUCCGACGGAAGUGGUGCAUUUAGUGGAUAUCUGCUAAAUUUUUCAUAUAUCAGUGGGUAUAUUUUUUUAACGUUUACCUACUUUUAACCCGAAGUAAAGAGUAUUUUUAACGGUUUUGGAGCCUAAACGCGUAUACACUAUGGACUGGUAUGGAGUACAUAGUGUUGCUAACUCAAGACACUAUGACAGGACAUUUAUUUUUGGAGGUUGCUGUUCUGCUAGAGUAAAAUAGCUAUCAAUAAUCCACGGAUGUUAUUUUUUCUUGAGAAUUUUCUAAGAGACAAAAUAUGCCUCCUUUUGGUAUACGUUAGACUAUCUCACAUUUCGCCACGCCCAAAACAACCUAUACCGGUCUCUGAAGUAUAAAAAGCUCCGAAGGAAGAUCAGAAACAUUUUGCAACUUGGCGGGAAAAGUCACAUAUUACAUGAACCUUCAGAUUAUUCAACCACAACGUUCAAGCCUUUAAAUGCUGAAAAAGGUAUUGAUAUUUUUUCGUCCAGUAUAAGCGUGGGCUUUCAGAGAUCAUGGCAAUGAAUUAAUUAAGAUGUAUCCUUCCCCUUUGAACUUGUGUGAACUUCAGCAUCUUCAGCAUAUAAAGCAGCGUAACAGUAUUAACGGACUUUGGUUAUUCCACUUUGGUUAUUUAUUUAAACGUUAAAAAGGGUCGAUCAAAGUACUGACCCAGAAGAGAAGAGUAGCGUGAGCAGUCACGUCGAAUGCAAGAAAAAGAAAGCACAUAUAACCCUUUCCCGUUUGUCCAUAGCCAAUUUCCAUGAAUCGACUGUUCUGAUCAAUGCAGUUGUAGCUAGAAGAAGAUUCUUUGACGAAGGCAAACUGGUGCUGUUGAAUUAGAUCUGCUUCUUUGGAGUGAUAAGCUUGUAGCUCUUGGGUUUUCGAGAUGCAGGACAGGACUGACAUAGGUUUAUAGUUGUCGCUCUCUGAUCUCUUGUCACCCUUAUACCCUUGAGUUACUUUCGCGGUUUUCCAAGAGGUGGGAUAUAUUCCUUGAUUGACAGACUCAUUGAUAAAAAUGAGUGACGACCUGGCUGAUGUGGGGUGCAGCGAUCUUCAAUGCUAUUGGGGGAAUUCCGUCAGAACCAGUAGCUUUAGACGCGUCGAUUGUGUAUCAAGUUAUGAACGUCCCGGUGGUGUAAGUUGUAGCACAUUGAGCAUGACUGGUUUCCUUCGUUUGAUUGUUACACGGUCUAUCGUACGCCCGUCAAAAUCCCCUUUCACACCACAGCUUAAACACUUAGAGCUUAAAGCUGUUUAGCUAAACACGUUUUAUUUUUAUUUAUUUUUUUUUUAUAAAAGCUGCUUACUGACUUAAGUUGAGUGCAUAUUUAGUGUAAAUUACAAAACAUGAUGAAUUUCAUUUAAGUAAUGGUCCAGAUAAGAAGGAAAGGACCAAAACGCAGUGAACACGUCGGAAUGCAAAAAGGUGCUAACUUUACUAUUGUCUCUACUAAGGUUCUGAUUGGUUUAAACAUCAAAUUUUACGAAAUCUUCGCAAAGCUGCAUGUACAUCAAUCCUUUUUUUUCUAUUCAACUUCCUUAUAACAAAAUCUCGUCUGAGUCUAAGUAACACAGAAAUCGUAUGUGCGGAUCAUGUAAAAUUGUGAACAUUUCUUGGCCAUUGUUUGCAACUCUUGUGAUUGGUCGAAAUGUUUUAACACAAAAAUACACCCUUUAAAAGUGGAGUUUAAAUACAUUUUCUUCCGUAAACAGCCUUUUUGUAGAUUUAUGCACUCUCUGCGUAAAAAUGAAAACAUUUCUAUGUGAGGAAAGCGUAUUGCGCCACAACAAUAGAAAUUGCUUUCCUUCUUACCUGGAUCAUUACUUAAAUCCUGUUUGAAACCCUGUGUUCCAGCUUUCCGCGUCUGUUUUUCAUUUUUUAAAACCUAGUUUAAUUAAACAUGUUUAGUUGGUGAGAAUGGGGCAUAAAAGAGACGACACAAUGGUUGUGAAAUAUUGGUUUAUUUUAUUGGUGGAAUUCACUUUUUUUAUAAAAGCUCUUUCUUUUCACUCGACAACUAGGAUACGUGCUGAUAAACAUAUCUUCUAAUACUUGAAAUGGUUAUACUACUAAAAACCAAAAGGAGAGACAGCAUUUCUAUUUUGGUGUCACGCACUGUGAAAACUCGGAAGUUCAAAUUGCUGUAUUUUGGAGACGAAACGUGCUACGGGAAUGGACACUUCUACAAAGAUUUAGUUUUGGUUUAUCUUUAACCUAGGGUAAAUAAGAAUUCGUAAAACCUCGCUAUUUUGAUGACGUCACUGUGAAAACCAACUAUAACCCCAUACAAAGCACCUUCUAUGACAUCAGCUGGGUAUUACACAUACCACGAGAAUUUUCUCUGAAAUAGUUUUCUUAAUAUAACACAUAUUACUAAGAGCAAAUCACAAAGAGUAGAACCAAAUGCAAAUUUAAUAGUAAUGGCAAAUCUUGCAGCACAUCUUAAGUCCUCAUCGUGCUGAAUAAAAAAUUUACUUGCGAAAAUUUAAUCUAGUAAGUACGUUACAAAAGACAGACCUAAGUCAUGUGUGCUGUAUUAUUGUUCUCCGUCGUUCUUUCGAACUUGAAGUAGAAAAAAAUGGCGAUUAACACGUCGAGAUCUCUUGCAUCAAUAUUUUCCAACUCUCUCCGCCCGUUCCUUGAAACUAAAAACCUUUUCAAUAACGAUCUUUCUGUGUUUUGCUUGAUGCGUUCUUGUUUUCUUGAUGCUACACAAACUCUUCUAAGGAGCAACCACCCGACACAAACCUGUUAUUGUUUUUCCUUCGUUCCCACCACUUUCUGAAGAAAAAUUUGGAAGCGCCCAUAAAAAGCCGCCAAAUCUAGAAAACCAUUUGAAUGCAAACGAUGAACGACUCUGAUUGGCUCAAAAUCAUUUACGCGGUCGUUGAUUGGUUAUACUUCCGCAUGUGAAAACAGCUGUACACCAUUGUCUGAUUGGCUGUAUAAGCUUUUCUCACAUGUGAAAAUAAAGCGUAUAGAUUUCUACAAACAAGCUUUACGAAAUAAAAUUCUCGCGAUACGUGUAUCAAAUAACGAUAUACUUUCCUCAUGCCUUGCACAUGAUUUGUUUUACAAAGUCCUUUUGAGAAAAACAUAGAAUAGACUAGCUUACAUUAUGCUAUAUUGUCCAUAACAGAGGGAAGGAAACCUUUUGAACUGGUACAUCGGGGCUGUCUAAUCUGACCUGUGGGUUUGAGUGCAGGUUAACUUAACCCUUUAAGCCCUAAGAGUGAUCACCAUCAAAUUUCUCCUUGUGAUACCAAUGCUUUGUGAAACAGAGUGGUCACGAGAAUUACAGACAUGAUCACACAAGAUGAAUUUGUUUGAUACUUUAUCAACUUCUCCCCCACUUCUGUAGGAAAUGACUAAGGGUAACAAAUGAGAAUUCAAAUUUUGAUCUUAGGGUUUAAAGGGUUAAGUUCCAAUGUGAUCCCAAUGUUGAUAUUUGUUUAACUGUCAGUUUGCAUUAUCAUGUUUCCGCCACAGGUAACUCCACAUCAGCUCCACCUUCAUUUACAACUUCUUAUCCGCCUUAUCGUAAGUAGACGGCAAGACACAAUACAUUACAAUCCACCAUACAAUUAGAGAGUAUCCAUAAAGCUUUACUACGUUUUGUAAUAUUGUUUUGUAUAACAUAGGGUCAAGUAUUAAUGGUUAAUUAAUAUCAUUGGUUUUCAGAAGUUGCAUUUUAAUAAAUGAGUAAGGACAAAAACUUAUGAAUGGAUGAAUAAAUAAAAGUAAAUAGAUAUUUAGCUUAUAAUCAAAUAGAUAGGUAGAUAAAUACACAGAUAGGCAAAUAAAUAAACUGUUUUUCUUUAGCUGCCGAUUGGUCAAUUUGGUGAAGGAACGUCUUGUUCUGGAUUUUGCAAGUUUCACCGUUCGAUGUUCACCAACGCAUCAAGACAACACAGAUUCUUUAGCAUUACCCAAGGCGCUUCUUACAUUCAUACUUUUGUUUUUUAGUUUUUAUACUUUUAGUUUUUAUUUGAAUGUUUAAUUAUCAGUUCAACAGCAACAUUGAGCUAAAGGCACACCAGUAAGAAUGAAAAAAUAUAAUAAUAACAUAAAUAACAAAAGGUAAAAUGCCACUGCCUCACAUUAACUAGUGAGUUUAACCCGAGUUGAAAGACUUCCUCUGACUGCAGAUAUGAGAUUCCGUUAACUUAAACAACUUCAGAUAUUUUGAAUUCGUGUAAUACCGCUGCUUUAAACAAUAAAAGAGCGCCAUUGCUGUGUAUGAACAUAUUUGCCUGUAUUUAUCAAAUUAAGCCACUGUUUACCCAACGGGCAUACCAAUGGCGACAGCGAGACCAACUUUUGGAACACCAGGACCAAGCCCCCAGAGGUAAGCCGUAGCACUGUUUCGUUACAAUUCAAAAGAUAUGUCAUGAAUACACUUACCAUUGAGUCAAGAAGAACUUGCAUUGCAAUUGGUUGAGGGUACUGUCUGCAAAACCUUAACUGUAAAUUAAAUUUGAUAACCGAUUAUACUUCAAUUCCCUCCAGUGCGAUAUUCGUCAUUCUCACCCACAACAGCGGCAAUAUGAAACUUUACUCCUCCUACCCCGAGUUAAUCACUUGUCACUUAAAGGUUCGGGUAGUAACGUGACCAGCCCAAACAGGGCUUUUUAUUGUGUCUUGUGGGAGAAAGAGAGAAGAUUCGGAGAAUGAAGCUAGACUAAGUAAGGGUGGGAGGAGGGGAAGGUGGUGUUUCUACACAAGUCAUCCAUUUGCCUUUACUAUUAGAACUUUAUUCACACUGGAUUCCUUAAAGAGAAACCCCACUAUUAAAUUAAUUUUGACAAACUGAAAGUACCCAAAAGGAGUUUAUUUACAUAGAAAAAUGCUUUUCUCUCCUGAUGUAUUUUUUGGCGCUAAAGGAGGCCUUUAACUGACAGAGACAAUUUCGAUCUUUCCGCUCCCACCAUUUUGGUCGGCGCGGAAUAUAUUACUUAAUAUAUUACUUAAAUCGUAGUUUGAUUUAAGUAAACUAAAGUAUUCAAUUACAGAUCUGCCUUCGAUUUUAGUUUCCGUUUUUUUUUGUUUAUAGUACACAACUCUUGCUGUCAUUACUUUCAAUAACCUGUCUAAUAUUUUAUUUCAGCCGCCUCAGAUACUACAUUAAUGUUUUCCGAGCCUUACUCGACCAGGUAAAUGAAUAAUACAAACAACAAGUGUUACGUAAUAGCCUUAACUGAAAUUUACUUAUUGUACUGAUUUGGGGCAGCAGGGAUGGUGCAAUGGUUUAUUGGCGACAGCACUCGAUCCCUCUCCCCGCAAACGUCGCUCGGAUCAGUUCCCUGAUUAGAAUCCAUAUGGCGGUUGAACAUUGUAGUUAAUGUUGGUUUCAUUUCCCCCCAUUACCAGCUCCUGUUUGCUAGUGAUAAACAGGCUCACCAAGCAAAGUCCGAUAGUUUGGUCUAAGAUAAAUUAUAUUGAACUAAAGAUCGUAUACUUGGUAAUACUUCGCCCGAAGCUCUAACAUCGUAAAGGUGGACAUGCUUACUGCGCACAUCGCUUAUAUAAAAAGAAUGUACACUGUCACAGUUGAACGUGUACAGAAAACGAAGACACCCCGUUCUUGUUCCAAUAGCUAAUACCAUCCUACUCGGUUUGAUUAGUAGCAUGAUAAAGAAAACAGGGUCGAUCAAUUGAGACACUAUAAGGUACGAAGAUAAUUAAUUUGUAUUUUGGUCCUAACUUGAAGUUACAUAUUAACAAUUCUGAACUGUCUCCCGCCAAAAAAAACGUUCUGGCGAGCAAAAACUGCCCUUUUCCCAUCAGAAAUGUAUCAGAGGCUACGUACUAGUAAAGGGUCUAAUUAAAGAUGAUAAUUACCUGAGUGUGAUGUCAGUGGAUUUUCUCAGCCUUUUCUUCCAUUGUGACUGACUGUAACGAAGGUAGCGAAGUAAACCGUGGAGCUUCUAUAGAUGAUUGGGGAGUUGCUGGCAAAGACAAUCCUUCUUAUCUGCGCCAAACAUCCGACUGGUCAACAAAACAUUAAGCGCCAGAGAAAUUUUACAAAGAAUACUUUCUUUCUUUCCUUUUUUCUUUUUUUUUUUUUUUUUUUUUUUUUUCUCAAGGAACAUGAAACUUUUGAAGAAUUUCCAUAACUCCUUAGUCGAAAGCUUCUUUUUUUUGGAAUUCUUGUAAUUUAAGCCCAAGAUUGACGAGCAGAUUAACUCUUUUAUAUAGACCUCCAUGUCCAUAUUUGGUAAUUGAAUCUUAUUAUUUAUUUUGUUUUUUAGUUAUUUUUUUUAAGUGUGUAUAUUUCGUGGGUGAUGUUCAUUUGACUUCACCGAGAACUUAUGUGUAAAUGUAUAACAAACAAAACAGUUGGAAACAAAGGAAGCAAAAAAAGACUAAUUUUCAAAAGUCAUUUUUUUCAACUCGUGUUCUUUGUUUGUAGAUGGAAUAUAUUGUGGAUAAUGAUCUCUCCGGUAAUAUCAGUGUUCGGGAACACAAAGGUAAUGUAGCUACAGUUGAACAAAAGAAAAAUAAACAUAUUCAAUACUGAUUUAGAGAAACAUAAACAUGUAAAAAAUAACGAAAUAAUGUUCCGACGUUUAGGCGAAAUUAUGACGCCAUUAUCAAGGAAUGGAAUAAAGCAUCAAAAAUGCAAGUUCAAAAGGAAUGUACCACUAACAAGAGCGCCUCGAUACAUACUAAUCAAAUCCUUCUUUCUCGCAAUCGGUUACAUUUAUCUCCAUGAUCUUUCACACUAGUUUGUAAAAAGAUUGAAACUACUAUGACGUGAAAUUGCAUGUCAAAAGACCGUCGUUUUCUACAGAUAACAGCCGAACACCAAAAUUGUCCAUUUUUGCCGUUUUUCUAUUAACCAUAAAAAAACUUCAUCCCAAAAUAUCUCGAUGACGCUCUCACAGAUUCCGCUUAAACUUCACGAACAUCGAAGCGGCUCUUGGAGGAAAAAGCUCCGGCGAACGAUUUUGGAAGAGCAGCUCCCAGUGUCGAGAAAAACUGCUGCAAGUAAAAUAGGUGAUGGCGUCAUUUCGUUGCUAAGACAACUCUGAUGUCAUUGCAACCCUGAUCAAAUUUUCAUCUUUGUCUUGCUGUUUCAAUCAUGCAAAUUAGAGUACUUUAAGGUGGCUUGAUACAGUUUUUCAGGGUCAAUACCUCCCAAGUUUGAGCAUAAACUAAGUCGCCAUAAACAAAGAUUUGUAAAAAAUUGUCACCACAAUUGUAUGAGACAAAGACUUAACGAACUGAAUCCGUUUGCACGUUCAAAGGCAGUCUUAGUUGUUUGAUGUAAGGCAUUUCGUUACUGAGAUAAUCAAAUUUGUUCUUGCAUUUUUUUCCCUACACCAAAUACCCAAACUACAAUAACUACAGCAACUACAGCAACUACAACAACUACACUAACUACAUUAGCUACAGUAGCUACAGCAACUUCAGCAACUACAACAACUACAUUAACUACGUUAGCUACAGUAACUACACCAACUAGACCAACUACAACAACUACACUAACUACAGCAACUACAGUACGGCACUGUUAUGUUUUCCUUGUAACUGCUUAUAAAGGUACAAUUUGUGGGUAAUGGAUUCAUGAUAACCACCAUGAAUAUAGAGACAUUUCAUGCCCACUUAGCCCACUACAGUUGCUGCAGUUGCUGUAGUUAGUGUAGUAACUGUAGUUGGCGUAGUUGCAAUAUAGUUUGUAAAGUUGUUGUAGUUACUGUAGUUGGUGUACUUCGUUUGGUUGGUGUAGUUACCUUAGUUGAUGUAGUUGGUGUAGUUGGUGUAGUUACUGUUGUUGGUGUAGUUGGUGUAGUAGCUGUAGUUGGUGAAGUUACAUACUGUAGUUGGUGUAGUUGCUGUAGUUGGGUGUAGUUGCUGUAGUUGCUGCAGUUAAGCACGGAGAGGGACCGGAGGGGGCCUGAGCCCUCUCAAUAAUUUUGACAGCCACGUGCAGCGGCCAGGUUCUUCACGCUGCUCUUCGGUUCGAUAAAGCGUGAAAAUUAUCUAUUUAUGGCUUCAAUGAUCUUAGUCACUUAAAAAGUGCUGGAAAUGAAUGCUCUCGGAAGGCUGAAAAUGCUAUAUCAGAGACCCUGUAUUUCAAAUACUUUAGGGGGAACCCCCCUAGCAGCUUGCGGCUUCGGCGCUCGUGAUUCCCCCCCCAAUAAAUCUAACCUUCCUACGGCACUGCAUAAUUGCAUAAACCCAGGAAUUUGAGGGUGAUUAUAAAAUAAAAUUUGGGCCGAAUAUCGGCUCCAGACACUGAUUUUACCAUACCUGUCCAUAAGCCAUACCCUUAAAUGUGUGUUUACUUUUGCCUUGACAGAUCUGGUCAGGAAAGCUAUCUAUAACGUCGAUGCGGCAAUGAAAAGUUUUGGACGGCAAAAGCGAGACGUUAUGAAGACAAAGAUGGUUGAUCAGUUGAAAAAGAAGGCCAAUGAAUUGUUGAGCAAAAUGGAAAACAAAAAAAGUAAGUAAUAGGGGAAAAUUAUUUUCAAAUUGAGCGCAAAAAACAACAACAACAAAACAAAGCAUGAUAUAUAACGUGACAAAAAAAUGAUGUAAUAAUGCUGAUGAUAAUUAACACGGAUAAAAAUAAUGAUAAUGAAAGUAAUUUUAAGUUUCGCCUUUCUGAUCACGGAUAAUAAUAUAGUUAUGGUAAUAAUAAUGACUUUAUUUUUUUUAGUUUCGCCUUUUUUAACCGAUAUUUUGGGCGAUUAAAUUAUGCGUUUUCAAACUGUUUGUUUCGGACUUAGUCUCGAAUUCGAUUUGGUCGAUCAUAAUUUUGAUAUGAUUUCAAAUGUAACAUAGUUAUUUAAGUGGAAUGGUUAUGAAACCCGUUAGAUUUUUUGUUAUAUGUUUUUGUCAGCUUUUUUGGACCUCGCUGUGUACAACGUUCAAUAGCAUCCCUAUCAUUUUGAAGUCACUGACCAACUGAUGUUUUUCACAGUGACGUCAUCAAAUUGUAAAGUCAUAAUAGUAAGGAUUCUUAUUUACACUAACUUGAAGAUAAACAAGAAGUAAAUCUUUCUACAAGUUUCCAUUCCUGUAGUAUGUUUCAUUUCGAAAAUACAGCAAUCUGAACUUCCGAGUUUUCACAGUACGUGACACCAAAAUAGGAAUGCUGUCUCGUCACGAAAAAAAGUCUCCCCUCCUGAUUUUCAGCAGCAUAAUCAUUUCAACUAUUAGAAGAUAUGUUUAUGCGCACGUAAGUUAGUUCUCGAGUGAAAAGAAAGAGUUUUUUUAUAGAAAAAGUGAACUCCAGAUGUUUUUGUUGAUUUCCGGCGGCCAUAUUGGUACACCAAAACGGUACACCAAUAUGGCGUCUCCAUACAAAGCUCUACAAAGGUGCGUGAAACGUUUCGGCAAAUAACUCAGAAACUGUGGGUCACAAAGACUGGGAAAAGUUGUUUAUAUAUUAUCAUAUAUUAUAUUAUUUAUAUUAUGAUUGUUUAUAUAUUAGUCUUUUAAACCACUUCAUUUUCUUGGCUUCUUCCCCUGGACGGUUUCCAAUUUACUUUUUUGUUGCGUGACAGUGAAAACGAUCUAUAGAAACAUCGCAUUAAUCUAUUCAGUCACAAUUUGCGAACGAAAAACAAAGGAUUGUGCACGGUCAGGGAGUUUCAACAUAAACUGCAGCACCGUUGUUUCCAACUUUGAUGUUUGCCGGCUUUCCUAACCAGUCCCCUCAACUAACUACGUUCAGACCAAACUGCACUCCACUUAGUUCAAAGUGCAAUGAACUGAUGAAGUCUGUCAACAGUCAACAACAAAAACUGAUAAUAGCUCAUCUUAUUUCAUCACUUUUAGGCCUAAUUAAAAAGCGUUCUCUGAAAAAAUUGCAAGAGAAACGAGAAGCCAAGAAACAGAUGAAGAAACGCCAGCUAAUCAUGAAGAAUACAAUGGAUAUCGUCAGCAAGUCCUUCGGCAAAAUAGCGAGAAACAAACAAUAGAUCCAUUAGGUAAUGACAACUGCUAUUAGUUAUCAGUCAGUACCCUUGGUUAAAUUGGAAUCUUAUUUUUUUUUUCUUCCAAAGCAAACAGAGGACUGUUUCUUUUCUCUUUUCUCAUUUUACUCCAUUCUUUCUAAACUGGUUUUGUUUUUAUAAUUUCAAGGCAUUAAUUUAUUUUCUCCUUUCGCGUUCACGAGAGUUUUGAUUCUGCUUACAGAAUUUCAUUGAAUGUACCCAUUUAAGGUAAUAAAAGACGGUUUCGGUUUCUGCAUUUCACGCUGAGGAUUACGUAUUGUAGUUACUGGAUUCUGGAUCUUGUGAGUGAAACUUGGAUUCCGGAUGCCAAUCAUCAGCGGGAUUUCCGAUUCCUUGAACUGGAUUCCAGAUUCCACGAACAAAAGUUUCCUGGAUAUUCCGGAAUUCAGAUUGCCAUACGUGGCGCGAAUUAAAAGUGACAUCUACAAAAAGUACUGUUCCAAACGAAGAUCCUAGCGAGCUUAGAAUUAGAAAUUAAAGAUUCUAGCGAAUUAGAAAGAACUGUGAAUGAUAUUAACCAGUCAAAUCAAAGCCACGGCUAUAACUUAAGAUCCAAACCAGUUUCAGUAGCAGUACUAAAGUCAGGGACGCAAAGACAUGCAAAUUCAUUUAUAGCAAGGGCUGCAAGACUCCUUUAAUGAUCUGUUAUUUUUACUCACUUACUUACUUAAUUUUCUUACUUUUUUAUCAGAAUAAUCACUUGAUUUCAUAGUAUUGUGAAUAGGCUCUUGUGUGAAUCCAUUGUAUAUAUUUUUGAAAGACGGAUAAAUAAAGGUUAUUAUUAUAACUUAUCAUUUCGAUAUUAUUGAUUUUACCUUCUUCCUAUCUCACUUUAUGAUUUUUACUUUUUACUGCAGCAAAGGAUGAAGAAUACAACAUGGACCGGAACGGAACAGGCAUUGAGACCAAUCAGUAAUAGAAGCAUUAGAUUCUGUUAUCAAAAAUAGCGAAAGGAGAACACCAAAACCGCGAACUUUUUUGGUGACUAAACUGUUUUUAGAUGUAAGCGGGGUAGCAGCACCCACUGUAAUGUUACAGUCAAAUAAACGAGGA